Molecule: messenger RNA, 453 nt
Organism: Brassica oleracea var. oleracea
Lineage: Eukaryota; Viridiplantae; Streptophyta; Magnoliopsida; Brassicales; Brassicaceae
Exons: 2
Coding region: 1-453 (150 amino acids)
Molecular function (GO): zinc ion binding
Source: RefSeq, a predicted model, not a curated record
AUGAGUAAUGAAUCUGGAAAUUCGAGUGGAGUCUCUAGCGCUCGAGCAAGAGGUCGCGUUGUUGGUGUGCCGAAGAGAUGUUGGUGUGGAGAAUUAUUUAUCCCGUUGAUGUCGAAGUCAACCGAAAAUCCUAACAGUAGAUACUUUCGGUGUCUUUUUGCGGUGGAGAAAAAGCUGAGUAAUGAUAAUCACGCUUAUAAAUGGGUUGAUGAGGCGUUGUUGGAUGAAAUUGAAGCAUUGUCAUUUAGGAUAGGGAGACUUGAACAGACAAUUCUUGCUGAGCGUGUGGAAGAAGAGAGGAAGAAAUUCGAAGAGUUUGAAUUGAAGUUAGAGACCGAGAUUUGUGCAAGAAUGGAAGAUGUUGUGAGUGAAGCCAAAUGCGAAGUCAAGAAAGUGCUGGUGCUUGUUUUUUUAGGAUGUUUGAUCAUGGUUUUGUUGUCUAAGGUGAUAUAG